AUGGCAAUGUCAUUAUUUGGCGGAUAUUAUGGCUGGAAAACGCGGCUAAUAUUUAAAUCUCAAGCGUUCAUUUGGAAAUAUUAUGGACAGGCUCGCAUGGAGGAGUUGACGUUGCAAUGGCUGGCACAUCUAUUGGCUACAACCAUGACCUUCUGGAACAGAAACCAAUUUUUACGGGAAAUCCACGAUGUACUCUCAAUGCCGGCGGAUUAA
Molecule: messenger RNA, 213 nt
Organism: Sclerotinia sclerotiorum 1980 UF-70
Lineage: Eukaryota; Fungi; Ascomycota; Leotiomycetes; Helotiales; Sclerotiniaceae
Exons: 3
Coding region: 1-213 (70 amino acids)
Source: RefSeq, a predicted model, not a curated record